Anastrepha obliqua is the source of this 5688-nucleotide messenger RNA. Its product is annotated as putative fatty acyl-CoA reductase CG5065. Bases 2576 to 4270 code for a protein of 564 amino acids. Lineage: Eukaryota; Metazoa; Arthropoda; Insecta; Diptera; Tephritidae. Gene Ontology annotation, molecular function: alcohol-forming very long-chain fatty acyl-CoA reductase (NADP+) activity. The transcript is spliced from 12 exons. Gene Ontology annotation, cellular component: peroxisome. Gene Ontology annotation, biological process: long-chain fatty-acyl-CoA metabolic process. The record is from RefSeq and is a predicted model, not a curated record.
CUUCACGUCUGGCCACAUUUAUUGUCACAAACGCCAUCUCGUCAUCCGGCAGUGUAGACUAACGCGAAAAAAUCGGCGAACGCAGUCAAAUUAUAGUGUUCAAGUGUGCAACCUAACGCGGCCUGUUGCACAGUCUGGAACCUGCGGUUUCCACGCCUGCGCAGUGGCUGGCGCUUAACAUUCAGCAGCGAGCAGACUUAUCGAACGCUUCACUCACUCACCGAUCGUUCGAUCGUUUGUCCGCCGUGGGUUUCAAUUAUUCGUUUCAUAAGAAAGCCAAAAAACAAAAAAGACACCAAACACCAGCAAUACUUUUCAUACUGAUACCGUCGAUACGCGGCUUUUGGUUUAUUUUUUUGAUUGCUGCUACCAACAUUUUUGCCGCAGCCGAUGUUGAUGUGCUUUUUGUGCGUUGGCUGAACGCGUAGCGUCUGGGUUUGUGUGCGUGAGGCGGUUGCGUUGUUCGCUUUGUGCGAGAAAGUGAAAUUAACGGAGAAAUUUUAAGUGACCAAUGAAAAGAAUUGUAGCUUCUUCGAUAUUCGUGAAAGAAUCUGAGAAGUAAGGCGUAAACCAAGUAAAGAAGAGUUUGAGCUUUUGAAUUGCGCGAAACGUGAACUCGAAAACGGACGUGUUUUUAACUACUCAAAGAAAGCAUGCAGGUAUACAUAUAUGUAUGUAUUUAUUAAAAGAUAUAUACAUAUUUAUAAAUCGUCAAUAAAAUGGUGAAAUGGUGUUAUUUCUUAACGAUUUUUUUCAACAGAAAACGAAAAGUUAUACAAGGCCGCUGACCCAAUUACAAAGUUACCUGAUUAUUAAAGAAUUUGUAUUGACUCCAAAGUGUGUGGCAAAAUAGUACAAAAAAAAAAAACAAACAAAAAAAACGAAAGGAAGCAGAAGCAACGGAGAAAGAAAAAUUUCGUAAAAUAAAUUUUAAUAACACGGGGAAUAUUCAUGUAUCCACACACGAAUCUGCAUACUGGAAUAACUGCUGUUGAUAGAAAUUAAUUACGCCCAUUUUGUACACACCAUGCUCCUCCACACAUUUGGAACGAAAAGAUUGAAUUUUUGAAAUUCAGACAACAUGGAUAAACGCUCAAACGUAGAAAGAACAUACUUAAGCAGUUGAUAAAGACACAAACGACACAAAAGAAAUCUACAUUUAUUUAUACAAGUAAAUAUUAAAGCUAAAUUAAAACGCGAAAACAAUUUUACGAAAGAAAAAAGCGCGGUUGAUAAUUAUGCAUGAAAGGAAAUACAUAAACGGAUGAUAGCAAAGAGGAAACUACAAUUAUUACAACAAAACAAAAGAAAAUUAAUAAUUAGACAUAUUUCUGUAAGCCUCUUACAAACAUAUAUACAUACAUAUAUACUAUAACCAAUUCUAGCCGUUCUACGCUUGUCUCCACUAUACACGACUAAGCGCAAAUAUCUCUACAACUAAAACACUCCACAAAAUUGCAAAGCUAGAAAACAAAAUCAGGGAGCCCCACUAAUUGCUGAGCAAAUAAAAACCGCUAUUAAUUUGGCAACACUGGCACAGGUAUCUUCCGUACGCUUCCGACGUCGCCGAAGGAGAAGUAAAUAAACGAAAAUCUAAAGAAUUUGUCAAGAGCAGACUAUUGAAAAAGAAAAGCGAAAAAACAAUAAGAAAGCAACAACGAUUAUCGUGGGAAGAAGCGAUUUUUUGUAGAAUGCAAAGCAGUUGACAAACUCCCCUCCAGCAAAAGCGGAAAUCCUUAAAUUAAAAUAAAAAUAUAUGUAAAGGAGAAUAUUUACAAUUAGCAGCUGAGCAAUAAUUUAGUUAUUUAAACCAACUUUUUCGCAAGCGUGCUGAACAAAGCAAUUAAAUAAUUGAGCAAACAAUUAAAGCAUUAACCAAGCAACUGAAAAAAAUAAAUCCAAAUCCAAAUUUAAAUUUAAAUUAAAAAAAAAAAGAUUUAAAUAUAAAAGGAGAGUAUAAAUCGCGCACAUUCGAAAAUAUUACUGCUUCCUAAUUUAGACAAGAAAAAAAAAAAACUAAGACAAAAUUAUUUAUAAACUAGAAAAAGUAGUUCAUGCAGCAACUAGGCGAGCCAUCAAGCAUUCUAAACUAUAUAAAAAGAAGUAUUCAAAUUUAAUUGUUUACUAAUAUAAACAAGAGACAAAAAUUUAACUAAAUAUUUCAAUUUCAAUUGCGAUUAAAGUCGCCACGUUACAUACAUACUUACUAUCCACGUCUAACCCAAGCUACAAAACGCGCAAACCACCUUCAACUUGAAAGAGAACUCAUCGAAACCCACAAGCAACCAACACAACAAAUACAAUUGCAAUUAUCUACAAAGCGGAAAGCGACGGAAAUUAUUAGAAAUCUACAAUUAAACAAAUAUAGUGAAUUAGCAGAAAAUCCAAAAUCAUUCCAUUGUAAACUACGAAAAUCUAGUUCUAACCUAACUAUUACAAACAAAAACAAAAACAACAUAGAAAACAAUAAUUUGAUAUAAACCCAAAUCCCCGUAUCCAACCACUACUAACUAACUACUUAUACUCUACAUAUACAUAUAUUCUCUAUAUACUAAACGAGUCAAAGUCAAGUAUAAUGGAGGGUUCCAACGAAAUGUUGCUGUUCAACGGGCAUGCCGAGGCCGCCGCACACCUACUGGGUCUUACAAAUGGCAGUGCCGGUGGCAGUGGUGGCAGCAGUUUGCCUGCAAGCAACGUCAAAUCCGAUCACUUUAACGGUGAUGAUAUAUUAUCUAGUUAUAUGUCCAUUCCACAAUUCUAUGCGGGUCGUAGUGUAUUCAUAACAGGCGGUACCGGCUUCAUGGGAAAGGUUCUUGUUGAAAAAUUAUUACGUUCAUGUCCAGACAUAAAAAAUAUUUAUCUAUUGAUACGACCAAAACGGGGACAAGAAGUCUCAGCGCGUCUGAAUGAGCUGCUUAAUGCACCGCUUUUCGAGACAUUGCGACGGGAGAAACCAAAGGAAUUGAGUAAAGUGAUUCCUAUAUCUGGUGAUAUAACUUCCGAGGAAUUGGGCAUCUGCGAAAAUGAUCAGGCGCUACUCUGUCGCACAGUAUCCAUUGUAUUCCAUUCAGCUGCCACCGUCAAAUUCGACGAAAAGCUCAAAUUAUCUGUCACAAUCAAUAUGCUUGGGACAAAGCGUUUGGUUGAGUUGUGCCAUCGCAUGAUGUCCUUAGAUGCACUAAUACACGUCUCCACUGCCUAUUGCAAUUGCGAUAGAACCGAGGUAUCAGAGGUGAUAUAUGCACCACCCUAUAAUCCCGACGAUAUUAUUUCACUGAUCAAUUGGCUUCCUGAGGAUAUGCUCGAUCAGCUGACACCAUCGCUGAUUGGUAAACGCCCCAAUACGUAUACAUUUACGAAAGCCUUAGCGGAGCAUAUGCUACUCAAAGAAGCUGGUAAUCUGCCUGUUGCCAUUGUGCGGCCAUCAAUAGUGAUUGCCAGCUUGAAUGAACCAUUCGCUGGUUGGGUAGAUAAUUUUAAUGGUCCAACCGGUUUGGUGGCUGCCGUCGGCAAAGGUUUAUUCCGUACAAUAAUGUGUGAAAAGAAUUAUGUUGCCGAUAUGGUACCUGUCGAUAUUGUGAUUAAUUUAAUGAUUGCCGCAGCAUGGCGCACAGCGACGCGAAAAUCCGAUAAUUUGGCGAUAUAUAAUUGUUGUACUGGACAACGACAUCCCAUACAGUGGGGUGAAUUUGUGAAAUAUGCCAUGAAACACGUGCGAAAGCAUCCAUUGGAGGGCUGCCUGUGGUACCCGACGGGUGUGUUGCGUAUGAAUCGUCCAUUGAAUGCAGCACAUGGCUUCCUCGUACACUACUUACCGGCCUAUAUAUUGGACAUUGUUGCGCGACUAAUGGGCAAAAAGCCAUUCAUGGCAAAUAUCCAAAAUAAAAUUGCCAAAGCUGUUGGUUGUUUAGAAUACUUUGCCACGCACCAGUGGCGAUUCAAAGAUGACAAUGUGCACGCACUCCUCAACGCGCUGAGUCAGAAGGAUCGCGAAACGUUUGUGUUCGAUGUACACACCAUUGACUGGGAGAACUAUGUGGAACGUUAUGUGUUGGGCUUUAGGGAAUUCUUAUUUAAGCAACGUCCAGAAUCACUACCUGCGUGUCGAAAGCGAAUGAUGCGAUUGUACUAUUUGCAUCAGCUGACCAAAGUGGUGGCGGUGAUGUGCACUUGGCGCUUCCUAAUGGCGCACUCGAAGCGUCUGAAUGCAUUGUGGACAGCAUUUUUGCAGAAUGUUUUCAAGCUAAUACGACUAAUACCGUUUUUGUAAUAUUCAAAGGUGAACAAAGAAGAAGCUAAUGCAAAAACAAGCAGCAAAGAGCACACUUACGCUGGUAGAGUUGCAUAAAUGAUUGAAUUGAUUGUAUUAAAUAUUGAAUUAAUACAAUUUAUAUAUAUACUAUAAAUAUAUAUAAAUACAUAAAUAUAUUUUUUGUUAUUGUUUUUCUAUAUUUUAUGGCAGUUAAGUUUAAAUUAACUUAAUUACUUUCUUUUAUAAUUUUUGUAUUGUAAUAAAAUUGUAAUCGAACGAAGCUGAAGAGAAAGAAAUAAAUACAAAUAAAAAUGUCGAAGGGUUAAUAGUAGUAAAAAACAAAAUAUUAAAAAAUAUACAUAUAUAAUAAAAAUUAUAAUAAAAAAAUUGCGUAGAAAUAUUAGUGCGUGAGGUUAAGAGAUAAAGUUUAAUAUAAACAAAAAAAGAAAAUAUAAUAAUAAUUAACGAUUGCAAUUACGCUAAAGCAAAUAUAGAAUAACGAAAAAUUAAAAAUGUGGUACCAAAUAAAGGAAAAAUAAAAUAUACAUACAUUUAAAUAAAAGAAUAAAAAAAUUUUCAACAAACGAUUUUUGUAUGAAGUUUAUGCCAAGCAUUGCAGCAAAUUUUUAUGCUAUUUGUCUCUCAUUUCAUUCCCGUUUCUUAGGCUACUCUUUUAUUAAAUUCUUGCUGUUAAAAAUAAAAAUUAGUAGACAACUGUAUUUAUAGUAAUGUACGAAUUGUUUUUGUUUUGUUUGCAAUUUAAUAAAUUUGCAAAAUUUGAAAAAUGUGAAAAAUUUGCUAAAUUGUUUUUUAUUUUCUUUUUAUUUUUAUUUUUUUUGCCAUGCAAAGCAACAAAAGCAAUUUUAUUGGUAUAUGUAUAUGUAAUUAGGCAAGGGGAGAAACCAACUAUUAAAUAUACAUACAUACACAUACAUAUAUAAUUAUAUAUAAUAUGUGAAAUAUUUGCAAUAAAGGCACUAGCAAGUGGAAAAAUAGUUUAAACAAUAAAACUGCAAAUUUAGUUUAUUUUAAAUUUAAAAGUGAAAUAAAAUAAAAAUCUGCGUGAAAUAAAAGUAUAAAUGAAAUACUAAAAAAUUGCAUGCUACAUAAAAUAAAUAAUAAAAACAAAAACAUUAUAAGUCUAAUAGCGUUAGUAGAUUUACGAUUAAAUUGUAUGGAGCAUUUUGGUUAGAGCAUAAUUCAUGGAAUAAAAAUUAAAAGGCAAAGAUAAAGUAAAAAAGAAAUCCUACAAAUAAAUAAUACACAAAAUUAAAAGCAUGCAAAUAAAAUCUGAAACGCAUAGGAAGCAUAUAAAGAGAAAAUAGAAGCAUGAUUUAAUUUGAUAGAAAAAAAGAAAAAUUAUACAAAAUUUAAAUCCAGAAAUUUUAAGAAACCAUUAAAUUUACAUAAAGCAAAAAUAAAAAACAAAAACAAAA